Bipolaris victoriae FI3 is the source of this 1158-nucleotide messenger RNA. RefSeq lists its product as hypothetical. Gene Ontology annotation, cellular component: myosin II complex; cytoplasm. NCBI's taxonomy places the organism in Eukaryota, Fungi, Ascomycota, Dothideomycetes, Pleosporales, Pleosporaceae. Gene Ontology annotation, molecular function: myosin heavy chain binding; cytoskeletal motor regulator activity; calcium ion binding. The record is from RefSeq and is a predicted model, not a curated record. The transcript has a single exon. Gene Ontology annotation, biological process: mitotic cytokinesis; actomyosin structure organization. The coding region runs from base 1 to 1158 and encodes 385 amino acids.
AUGGACUCGACCACGCCCACCCCCUACAAGCCCUCGCCGCUGUCCUUCAACAACGCCCGCCAGUCGCCCUUCCGCCGCCCGGGCUCCAUCAGAGAGGCUUCCCCCUCGACCCUACGGCCCUCGACACCAAACAGCUCUCCUCUCAAGCCCAAGGACACGCCCAAUACCCCCUCGCAAGCAAACCUCCGCCCGGCCGCUGCUGCAGCACCCGCCCCUGCUACCGGACCCGCAUCACAAAACCCUCCGCCAUGGCUGCACACGCGCACACGAUCAGGCACGCCUGAACCACCCGCUUCGCCUGGCCGCCAUGUCUCGCCCACGCGCAAUGCACCACCACCCACGGCCCAAGGCACCGGACGCCCUCUGAGCACGGCGUCGAUUGCUGCCAUGUUCGAGGGCACCGCCAAGGAUGAUACGCCGGCACCUCUCUCCUUCCGCAAGCAGUCGCCGCCUGUUGACCCUGUCAAGCCGGUGGAGAGGCCAAUUGAGAAGCCAGUCGAGGUUCAUGUAGAUCGCUUCGCACACCUCUCGCCAGCGCCCUCACCCGCACGCUCACCUGCACGCUCGCGCGAGCCUUCGCCCGGGCGACUGGCAGCCCGGCCACAGACCAUCCGGCGAAUGGCCUCGAGUGACGCCCUUUCCAAACUGCCGCCGCCCCUCCUACACAGUAUGCGAGAGUCGUUUAGUGUCAUGGACCGCGACGACGAUGGCCAUGUAAAUGCUGCAGAUGUGGCCGAUAUGCUGUCCCAGCUCGGUCUCUCUGCGACCCCGUCCCAGCUCUCGACAUACUUCAACGGCGCACAAUCCAUCAACCUGGCCAACUACCUGACAACACUAUCCGAUCUGCUGGGCAACCUCUCGCACCAGAACGAGCUGAGCGCAGCUUUUGAGGCAUUCGAUGACAACGACGACGGACAGAUUGACUUGGCAGAGCUAAAAGAUGCCCUGCUACAUACGGCACCGCAGCCAGGCGAAACGCUGCUUACCGAACGGGAGAUCAACAUGGUGGUCGAGGGUUUCAGUGGGCGGAGAGCCUUUGGAAAGGGAGGCAAGGGUCUGGGCAGAGGAGAGGUGUUUCGAUAUCACGAUUUCCUAGCAAAUCUGACUGGCGGUGGCAAUGGCGGCGACAAUGCCCAAGGUGCCGCUGCGUCAGUCUAG